Messenger RNA from Pogona vitticeps (central bearded dragon), 763 nucleotides. The record is from RefSeq and is a predicted model, not a curated record. Lineage: Eukaryota; Metazoa; Chordata; Lepidosauria; Squamata; Agamidae.
UCGGAGGCCCUGUUUCCUGUGCAGUUGGCUUCCUUCUUACCAAGGAGCGGUCAGUGCAGCUUCUCUUGCAAAGCUGAGCUUGACACACAGAGUAACGCUUUGCCCUUUACCAAAUAUCUUCUCCCUUCUGAAGAGACACCAAGAAUAUCUUGGAAAAAUGGAGGACGAGGAAGGCUACAUGGCGCUUAGCAUCCAACCAAGGAAAAAGCACAAACAGAACCCUCAACAUCAGGAACCAGAAACCCUACUGCGACAUCGCCGGUGUUGUCAGAUCAUUUCUGGGGCUGGAGGCGCCGUGAUCCUGCUUCUGGCUGGAGCUGCCGUUGCUUUGCGUAUUUGUGCUUUUCAGAGGAAGUACUAUACGGAUCCUCUAGAGGAACCUGUUGUCCCUCAAGGCCGCAUCAAUGACACAGAAAACAACUCCAGACUCAAGAAUAUAAUCUCCCGCUUACAAGAGUUUAUGUGUAAAAUACCACAAAACAAGUUAACAGAGAGCUUCAGGUGCAAACUGUGCCCUGAAAAUUGGUUCCGUCUUGAGAACAAGUGUUACUGGGUCUCUAAAAUACAAGCAACCUGGCAAAUGGGUCAGGAAGACUGCAGAGCAAAAGGCUCUCAAAUGGUGGUGAUACAGAAGCAGGAGGAAGCAGCUUUUAUACAAAGUAUUUCUGAAGAGGCGCAGCUGCUGUGGAUUGGACUGAUGACCACAUUCCCCUUGGGAAAAUGGAUCUGGGAAGAUGGCUCCCCAUUAGAUGAAAACCAGUGA